Messenger RNA from Aspergillus calidoustus, 945 nucleotides. The record is from the annotation of a GenBank genome assembly. Lineage: Eukaryota; Fungi; Ascomycota; Eurotiomycetes; Eurotiales; Aspergillaceae.
AUGAACAGUCUGGUGGCUACACCACCUGUGCCUCCUCACUUCUACGAAUAUUCUCGCCACUCUCCCUCUCGCUCGAUGUCUACUCCGAGCCACCACACUUCCAGCAGCCGCAAACGGAAAGCAGAAGACGACAACAAUGAUUAUGAUAGUCGAAUGUCCGCAUCUCCUACGAACUCCCCAGCCGUCACCCCAAGAUCCCUACCAGCGAAUCGACAACUGAAACGUGCUCGACCCAACGUUGGUGGCAGGCCACUCUCUCUUCCCCGUCUACUUGAAACUCUCGACACAGAUGCUCUCCGCGGCGUUCUUCGGUCUAUCUGCGACCGACAUCCCAGUUUAGCUGAUGAGGUGGUUCAAAGUGCCCCUCGCCCCAGCGUUGCAUCUGCCCUUCAAGUCCUUCGAAAUUAUCAAACCACCCUUCAAUCCUCGUUUCCGUUAGGAGGCAAUACUGAAUCCGACUACGCCUACAAUCGAGUUCGGCAGCCUCUAGGGAGCCUUCUUGAAGCCUUGAGCGAUUUUACACCACAUUUCUUACCGCCCAAUGAGUCCCAAGCUUCGGUAUCUUUGAGCUAUCUGGAUGGUGCCACAGACAUCAUACACUCGUUGCCGCGAUGGAGCUCACCUCAGAACAACGUAGAGCGGGACUCUGCGUAUGAUGAAAUCUGCAAGGCCUGGAUUCUGGUGAUUCGAGAGGCCGCAAAACGUGGUGGUGGAAUUCAGUUACAGUACGGAGGCUGGGACCAAAAACUGGCGAAACACAAUCAGAACUCCGGGGGAAGACUUCAGGCAGCCGUCAACGACCUCGCAUCCAGCUUGGGAUGGAUGCACGGGCCGGAUCCUCAAGGUUUUGGAAGCCCCGGAGGCAACGAUCUUGGGUCAAUUCGUGAGCAACUUCUUUCCGGUACAUACGGGCUUGGAACUCCGGUCAAAGUAGGACCUUGGUAA